CAAGUUAAUUAGAUCAAAAGAAAUCUUAAAUCUGUACUUUAUUUUAUAAAGAUAUAUCUUUUUGCAUUAUUUAUUUAAUUUAAGCCUAAUGUGUGGAAUUAAAGGUGCUGUGGAAUAAAAAAAAAUUAUUAAAUUAAAACAGAGUGGGUGGAUCGACAUAAGUUAGAAUGUCAACAGCACCAGUCAGCAUUAAGUUCAAAUGGGGUCUGAGUGCGUCAGACCCUGAACAGAAACCAGUGUUUUUCGUAGGGCUCAGUACCCACCUUUCUGCACUCAGCUGGCAGGAUGUUCGGAGCAAACUUGAGCCAAGAGUUACUGAAGAGGUAUGGCGUAGAGGUUUAAGUGUAGCUUCACCGGGUGAAAUUUGUGAGUUAUGGCCACGUGGAGCAGCAAUUGGACUCCUCCCCCCGCGACGCUCACGACACGCCGCGCCCUCGCGCUCGCAUGCCCUCUCCAAACUGAUCCGUACUGCAAUUCGGUCUACUGGUGAUGAAUUUGUUGUGCUGGUGUGCCGCAAGCGCGACGUGCUGGCGAGCGCCGUGGCCAUCGCGCGCGCCGUGCCGCUGUACAGCGCGCGCUCGGGGCCGGGCGCGCUGCCCGUCAGCCCCGCGCCCGCCCCCGCGCCCGCCCCCGCGCCCGCGCGCCGCUCGCUCACCGUCGAGAUACACAUCGUGCAGCACGAUGGAGACUCUGAUGAAGAUGAAGACAUUGGUCCUCUUGACCCAGUGCUGCUGGAGACCACCCUGUCCAGUGAGGAACUGAGUACAAUACAGGAUGUGGCUGAUGCGACUCGACUUGCUGCUCGUAUCACGGACACGCCGGCUAAUAUCAUGGAUGUUGAUGCUUUCAUAGAGGAAGCCUGCAAAGUCGCAAAGGAUUUGGACAUAGCAGAGCCAACUAUCAUCCGAGGCGAGGAACUGAAGGAGCGCGGGAUGGGUGGACUGUACGGCGUGGGCAAGGCCGCCGCCUGCCCCCCCGCGCUGGUGGUGCUGUCCUACGUGGCACCCGCGGCCACCGAGACCGUCGCGUGGGUCGGCAAGGGCAUCGUGUACGACACCGGCGGUCUGAGCAUCAAGGCCAGGACGGCCAUGGUGGGCAUGAAGGGCGACUGCGGCGGCGCGGCGGGCGUGCUGGGCGCGUUCGCGGCGGCGGUGCGCGCGCGGCCGCGGGCGGCGCUGCACGCCGUGCUGUGCGUGGCCGAGAACGCCGUGGGCCCGCGCGCCGCGCGCCCCGACGACGUGCUGCGCCUGUACUCGGGCCGCAGCGUCGAGGUCAACAACACGGACGCCGAGGGUCGCCUGGUGCUCAGUGACGGUGUAGUGUACGCGCAGAGAGACCUGAAGGCUGACACCAUAGUCGAUGUAGCGACCCUCACUGGAGCUCAGGGCACGGCGACCGGCAAGUACCACGCGGCGGUGGUGAGCAACGCGAGGCGCCUGGAGCAGCGCUGCGUGCGCGCCGGGCUGCUGGCCGGGGACCUGGCGCACGCGCUGCCCUUCGCGCCUGAGCUGCACUUCUCCGAGUUCAGCAGCGCCGUCGCCGACAUGAAGAACAGUGUCGCGGACCGCAACAACGCCCAGCCGUCGUGCGCGGCGCUGUUCGUGCUGGCGCACCUCGGGUUCGACUUCCCCGGCCAGUGGCUGCACGUCGAUAUGGCGGCGCCUGCGCACUGUGGUGAACGUGCAACUGGGUAUGGUGUGGCUCUCCUCACCGUUCUCUUCGGGUCAAUGACCCACAGUCGCUUACUGCAAGCUCUCAGUCCGGCCAACUGACGAAAGUACAAGCUCACCACCUACCAAGUGCCCGGCUUAUAGUACACUAGGCUGUUAGGAUGGUAUUAUGAAGUAAUGAGCAAUAUGAAAUAUUUCUAAGUAAGGUGGAAUAAAAAUCAAUUGAGCAUAAUAUAUGUAUUAACAUAUUUUUUUUACAGUUUUUUGAAAAGAUUUUGCUACUUUCAACAAUACUUGAUAACUAACCUUAACUCUUGGUCUGUGGCAUUGCCUGUGCCAAAAGCAGCCCGAGAAUUAUAAAAAAAAAUAUAGUAUAUUGUGUUCAUAUAAAUAGUUAUCUAGUUAGGCAAGUACAAUAAAUCAUGAUUUGAAAGUUUUGUAAAGAAUUACUAGUAAAGUCUCACUUUGUUGUUUGUAAAAGAACUUAUAUGUAUAUCCCAGUAAUGUAAAGCUGUGAAGUAAAAUCUAUUCUAGUUGUAUGCUAAAAAAUUAUUAUCUUUUUGAUAAUGAGUAUUUCUUUCAUCUGACUAUGUUAUCUCUUGUCUUCUUCUUCUUGUGCCUCUCCACUACUGGAGGCCGUCAGCUCAGCGAAUUUUUCGCGAUCUCGCGCCAAACGAAAUAGUUUUUCCACGCUGGCGAUCUUUGUGCAUUCACGGAUGUUGCGCAACCAGGACUUUUUUCUUCUUCCAGCGCGUCGUUUGCCCCCUACUUUGCCCAUCAUUAUAAUUUGGAGCAGUUGGUAUCGUUAGCGUCUCAAGACGUGGCCCAAAUACUCGGUUUUUCUCUUCUUGACGGUUUGCAGUAACUUCCGGCUACUGGCGACGCGCUGGAGUACUCUCACGUUCGAAACUUUCUGUGUCCAGCUAAUACGGAGCAUUCUGCGGAGCAUUAUCUCUUGUAACAAAGUAUUUUUAUACUUUUGAGAUAAUAUUAAUUAAUUAAAUUAAUUAAAUAUUAGUUUAAAAUAACAGGGCUUCACCCUUAAAAAUAUAUUAAACUCAACCACAGUGCCGAACUCUAGUAGAUAGAUUCAAUGAUCUAGCUUUGAAAGCGUAACAGACAAACACAUUUAUGAACAUACGCGUUCAUACUGUUAGUAUAGAAUAAAAUAACACUUGCAUAGCUCUGGGAUAUUACUUACAGACAAGAAUGUAAGCUUUUUUUUUUAAAAAAUUAAUUUAAUCUUUCUUCAUUGUUUAAAAUAUUUUAUACAUGUAAUCAUUUUAUGAGCUAAGUAAUAAGUGCUUGCUGGUGAAUCUGAUCAUUAUAGUACAUAGAUUAAAUACAGUUUUAGUUGACAGAUUAAAAAUGCCAUAGCUGAUAUAGAUAAUAGAUUAAAAUAAUAAUUUAAAAAUCCCGACUACGGAGUACAUAUUGUGUAAUAAUAUAAAACAUGCCUUAAAUAUUAGAACCAUAAAUAGACAUAUUAGUAUUGUUUAUUUAAUAUACAAGUAGUAUGUGCUAUCUAAGCCAGUCAGAAGUCAGUCACGAGUAAUUGAUUAUUGUAAUUUUUUACUUUUUUACAUACACAAAAGCCUUGGAGAACCAACUUCAGAGUGCCUAGUGCGAGUUUUUUUUUUACUUAUUUGAUAUUGUUGACGUUAAUUGCGAUUCGUAUAAAAUGAAAACAGCGCCGUCUAGUGAAAAUAAUCAUAAUCGAAAACUGAAUAAGUAAAAAAAAAAACUCGCCCUAGUCACACUGACCGGCCAAUUUAGAUUGCGCGUAUUUUAUAAA
Molecule: messenger RNA, 3465 nt
Organism: Nymphalis io (European peacock)
Lineage: Eukaryota; Metazoa; Arthropoda; Insecta; Lepidoptera; Nymphalidae
Gene: grsm
Product: probable aminopeptidase NPEPL1
Exons: 11
Coding region: 168-1772 (534 amino acids)
Biological process (GO): proteolysis
Cellular component (GO): cytoplasm
Molecular function (GO): metalloaminopeptidase activity; manganese ion binding
Source: RefSeq, a predicted model, not a curated record